Pseudoliparis swirei is the source of this 5244-nucleotide messenger RNA. RefSeq names its product nfe2 like bZIP transcription factor 1b (gene nfe2l1b). Gene Ontology annotation, molecular function: RNA polymerase II cis-regulatory region sequence-specific DNA binding; DNA-binding transcription factor activity, RNA polymerase II-specific. Gene Ontology annotation, cellular component: nucleus. The record is from RefSeq and is a predicted model, not a curated record. The transcript is spliced from 5 exons. NCBI's taxonomy places the organism in Eukaryota, Metazoa, Chordata, Actinopteri, Perciformes, Liparidae. The coding region runs from base 654 to 3056 and encodes 800 amino acids. Gene Ontology annotation, biological process: regulation of transcription by RNA polymerase II.
GGAGGGUCCCUGUCUAACCGAUGCUGCUAGCCAGGCUCCCCCCCCCCCCCCCAUUCACCUUCAGCGAGCACCCACGAGAAGUAGUGGUCCUGUGAAGGGUGGGGUGACUCCGACAAGAGCUGUGUUCACCAUCUCUGGUCUGCUGAGAUUUCUUCUUCUUCUUUUUCGUCUUCUUCUUCUUCUUCUUCUUUUAUUCCAAUGGCAUCCUUGUACUUUGAGAGGAUGGAGAGGUUGCAGCAUGCUAGCAAGUCCUGAUUUUUGUUAGUUUUGUUUUGUUUGUUUGUUUGUGUCCUGAACAUGGGGUUUAAUGCAAAUGUAGGUAGGUCUAGUGUUGGACCGACGUGGUUUAAAGCAGAGCAAUAAAAUGUAAUUUCUCACUUUUGUCAGGAAUGGAAAGGUGAGAGCCUGAUGAAGAGCAAAGCUUUGGGCACAAACUGGACUCUCAGUGGAACCCCAUCGUGGAUCUUAUGUGCCUUUUUAAACACACAGCAUCCUGUUGAAGACCCCCCCCUCCCCCUUCUUUACCACUCUUUUCCUCUUUUUUUAUGCUCAUGCAUCCGCCUCCGUCUUCCAGACGCAUUGAUCCGAGCUAGUUUGCCCUGUUUUUUUUAAUUUUAUUUUUUUACUUUCACCUUUUGUUCCUUUGUAAAGAAAUGCUUUACCUGAAAAAAUACUUCACAGAGGGCCUGAUUCAGUUCACCAUCCUUCUGAGUCUCCUUGGGGUGCGGGUGGAUGUUGACACCUACCUAAGCAAUCAGCUGCCCCCACUGAGAGAGAUCAUCCUGGGCCCCAGCUCAGCCUACACCCAGACCCAGUUUCACAACCUGCGCAACAACCUGGACGGCUAUGGCAUCCAUCCAAAGAGUGUGGACCUGGACCAGUUCUUUACAGCUCGGCGACUGCUGAACCAGGUGCGCCAACUGGAUCGUCUCUCUGUGCCCAGUACGGAGCUCAACACCUGGCUGGUGCACCGCGACUCUGAGACUGUGGUGUCCACCAGCAGCCAGUCCAGCCCCAGCAUAACACUGGACAAUGGGGGCGGCCUAGAGGACGUAAACGGCCCCGACGCCGCCCCGGCCAUGAGGGGAGGAGGCGGAGCACCUGAAUCCACGUACAACCUGAACGCGGCGGAAACCGGCCCAGGAGCUGUGGCCCCGGAGAGAAACCAGGAGCAGGGCGGCAGGGACGGCAAUGGCGACCUCACCAAAGAGGACAUUGACUUGAUAGACAUCCUAUGGAGACAGGACAUCGACCUCGGUGCAGGAAGAGAAGUGUUCAACUACAGCAACCGUCAGAAGGAGAGCGAGGAGGAGAAGCCCAAACCACGCGAGAACAAAGACGGGAAAGAGGAACAGGAGAGCUGGAGAAAUGGAGUGAACUUGCAAGGUGCUCAGCCCGUGGACGGGGAGACCGGAGAGAGCAUUCCAGAGCAGCUCCCGAGUCUCGGCUCGCAGACCUCCUUGUCUCUACAAGAAUGCUUGAGGCUUUUGGAGGCCACGUUCCCUUUUGGAGAAGAAUCUGAGUUUCCAGCCCCGGUUGUCGCCCCAGAAACCGUGUCAAAUGAAGAAGUUCCAUCUACGUCUCAGGGCCUUCCUGUGGCGCCACAGCUGCCCCCAGCGGAGCCUCAGUUAGACCUGGAGCAGCAGUGGCAAGACAUCAUGGCCAUCAUGGAGCUACAAGCAAUGGAAGUGAACAGCACUUCGCCACACAGCAACUCCAGCAGUGACAGUGGCACGAGCGGGACAACCGAGUCGAGCUCCACGGGAAACUUUGGACGCUCUUCUGGCUCGACGUCCGUGAACCAGGACGUCAGCCUCCACCAGGCCUCCCUCCCCAGCUGCAGCCAGGACUUCCCCCAGGUCUUCAAUCCCCAGGUGGAGUCUACUAGCAUCCCCCCGAGAACCGCCAUGCUCAGACCUCCCUCCAGCAACUCCAGCAACAUCAACUCCACGUUCGGAGCCACCAACCAGACGGGGAUCUUCCUCCCACCGCACGCCAAUAGCUCCAGUACCAACGUCACGUCGACGCCCAUCCUGCCCGAUCCAUUCAGCAACCUGCUGGAGGAGUCCAUGCUCGACGAGAUCAGCCUGCUGGACCUCGCCAUGGAGGAGGGCUUCAGCCAGGCCCAGGCUUCGCAGUUGGAGGAUGAGCUCGACUCCGACUCCGGUCUUUCCCUCGACUCCAGCCCCAGCCCGGCCUCCCCGAGCAGCUCCGAGACGUCCUGCUCCUCGGCGGCGUCCUCGUCUUCGACGUCCGCCACCUUCUCCGAGGAGGGAGCGGUGGGGUACAGCACCGACUCGGAGGUCGCGACCGCGGAGGCCGAGGAAGGUGCCGUCGGCGGUUAUCAGCCCGGAUACAGUAAGCUCUGCCGCAUGAGCUACCAGGACCCCUCCCAGUUCCACGGCCUCCCUCAGCUCGGCGGCAUCGGCCACAAUCACACGUACAACCUGCCGCUCUCCUCUGCGUUCGCCGAGCACCCGGAGCUCCCCAUCUCCGUUGGCAAGAAGAGCGUCCGCGACAAACACUCGAAGCUUCAGCCCGCUCAGGAUUUGCUCGACAAGCACGCGAGUCGCGACGAACGCCGAGCCCGCUCCAUGAAGAUCCCCUUCGCCAACGAGAAGAUCAUCAACCUGCCCGUGGAGGAGUUCAACGAGCUCCUGGCCAAGCACCACCUGAGCGAAGGCCAGCUGGCCCUCGUCCGCGACAUCCGCAGGCGCGGCAAGAACAAGAUGGCGGCCCAGAACUGCCGCAAGCGCAAGCUGGACACGAUCAUCAACCUGGAGCAGGGCGUCCAAGACCUGAGGCGCGACAAGACCCGCCUGCUGAAGGAGAAGAUGGAGUUCAUCCGCUCCAUCCGGCAGAUGAAGCAGAAGAUGCAGAGCCUGUACCAAGAGGUGUUCACUCAGCUGCGGGACGAGGAGGGCCGGCCCUACCCCCCCAACGAGUACUCGCUCCAGUACAGCGCCGACGGCAGCGUGCUCAUCAUGCCGCGCGGCGUGACCACCGCCGAGCAGAGCCGAAAGCCCGAGAAAAAACAAAAGGACAAAAAGAAGUGAGGCGGGUGGGCCGGGUUCAAACUGCUGUUUAUUCGAUCACUUUGCUGUAAGAAAGAUUUCUGCAGAUGCGAGAGAGGGAGGGAGAGAGAGAGGGAGGGAGAGAGAAGGAUGUCCUUUUUUGCUUUAAGAAGAUUCUGGUGAGUAGAAAAAUGGCAUUGUUGACGACUCUUCCUGCUUUAGUUUCUCCCCUUUUAUUCUGUUCCUGCAUUUUUUUUUUCUCCCUGGAAACAACUGGCAGAAUUAGCUCCUCGUCUGAGUACUGAUAUUUCAUUAUUGAGAUGCGCGUGGGGGGGGGAGGGGGAACGAUUAGCGAGGAGACGAGGGGACGUGGAUUUGAAAUGCCUUGAUUUCACAAUCUCAUUAUCUCUCACUUUAAAUGUGUUGAUGACUGGAGGAAGAGGUUCUCAGAGUAGAAGUGCUAUUACUCGUCUUAUCUGAAUGAGCAAUUAAGAGAGAGAGAAAAUGCGCCGCUCUUGAUCCUUUCGCUCCGCGGAGGAUGGAGAGGAUUUCUCGGGCGAAAGGAGAAAAGUGAACACUGUGGACGAGGAUGGUUGUAGUACCUAUGCACCGGAGGUUUUAAAGGACAGGUCACAUCACACCCUGGAGACUUUUUGUGAUUUUUUUUUUCUUUGGGUCACUUUCAAGUUCUUUUUCGGCGAAGAACAGCAUCUACGGUUGUGAGAGUUCAGUUUACCAAAGGCUAAAAGGAAGUCCAUCGUUUUAAGGAUGCCAUUAACACCUUUACUAACCAAAGGUCGUGCGGUCGAAACGCCGGACUCCAAUUCUGUCGGUUUUGGAGGCGGCCUGUUGGCGGCGUCCGAGCCGAGAGAAAAGGGCCCUGGAGAGCUUGACGGGUGGAAGGAGGAUGUUUGAGUCGGAGGCUGAGUGUUGCCAGGCUGGCCGCUGCUAAAAAAAUAAAUACAAAAAGAGGCCUGGAGGUGAAGCCCUGCAAGAGGAGCAGAUGGAUGUCUUGGGGAGGAGGCACACUGCAUUGCAAAAUGUAUCAACUUCCUUCUAAAUUAUACAUAGCACUGUAAUUUGUCUUUUUAAAGGCUUGGCUUAAUGCAUUUUGCUGCCGUGUCUGUCGCUAUUCCUUCGCUGCAGGUUUAAAUACGAGAGCUGCGUUAAGGAAGGCUCUUAUUAAUUGUUCAUAAUCUGUAGUAUAAGCAAGGUUAUAGGUCACAUCAGCUUUAUGUACAAGUCCACACUCUUUGUUUGUUUGCAUUAUUUAAUUUAAUUUAAAACGUCACGCUGAGCCUGUAAUCAUAGAGAGGAAGAGGCUGUGCUCGGUCACAGAUCACACUUAUGCAUCAUUUGGCGUUUUUCGUUGUUCCUCUUGAACGCCACGUUAAACCAGGCUCAGUUGUCUCUGUGGUUUAGGGAAAUCCCUUUUUUAUUUAACUUAUUUGCCAACGUUCCCCACCUGAAAGCCACUCGAGGUCAUUUUAUUUACUAAACUGCUGUAAAGCCGAGGGGUUGGCUUAAAUAUGACGAGUCCGAUGUUGUGUUACCAAAGUGAGCCAAGUUGUUACGUGAGAUGUGAGACGGAAAGUUAUUUGAAUGCGUGAAAUGACGUUGUGCGUGUUGUGGCCACUUGGAUUUGAAAUGCCUUGAUUUCACAAUCUCAUUAUCUCUCACUUUAAAUGUGUUGAUGACUGGAGGAAGAGGUUCUCAGAGUAGAAGUGCUAUUACUCGUCUUAUCUGAAUGAAGUUGUGUCAGUACGUGUUACAUCGCCCUCUUCUUGAAACAGAAUAUAUAUAUAUAUAUAUAUAUAUAUAUAUAUAUAAUAGGUCAGUUGUUGCAGCUGCGAUAGCGGUUAGGCUAGAAUAUUAACGAGAGCAGAACUGAACUGACGUUAAGAUGAUGUCCAAAAAAUGUGUUUUUGAAAGGAGAAACGUCUUCAUUAAAUGUGAUAUUCAGGCAUGAAACUCUGGUUAACAUAGACUUCAUAGCGACACCGACUAUUUAGUACUGCUACUACUUAGUGCACUUUUUUGUUGUUGUCUGUCUUGUUAUGUAAAUAUUUUCAUGUUUUGUGUUUGUCCUAAUUUAUGUAGUUUCUGUCAAAUGUCUCCACGACGGUCUCACCCUCUGCUUUCAGUUUGGAUGUAGUUCCCUCUUGUUUUCGAGAUAUUUGCCGGCAAUCAAGAAUAGUUUUUAUUGAUUAAUAAAGUGUUUUUAUUUUCA